AUGCUCGCCCUCGCUCUUCUCGCGACGCCCUCAACCGCCGCCUCUCGCCCCCGUCAGCGGCGCGGGGGUGCACUCAUCGACACGCGCAACCGCACCGACUUCAGCAUCAAGCUCGAGACCGACGCGCCGACGCUCGCCCUCGCGGCGUCUGCCUCGCGCAAACCCAACAAGGCCGCGGGGCUCCUGCUCCACCAAGACGUCCUCGGGGGUGGGUGGGCGCUGUUCGGUGCCUGGCCGGUCGUCGCCACCUUCCAUCCAACCUUCUCCUUCCCGUUCAACCUCUCCAAGUUCAGCGGCGCCGACUCGCGCGCCGCCGCCCCGACUACCCUCAAGCCCAUCGGCGCCGCGGCCGACGCCGAGCUCGCCUCCUUUGGCGAGGCUGCCGGCGCGGUCAAGAAUGGCGACGUCUCGCUCGCCGACUCCACCGCCAACUCCGUCGGUCUCACGUGCGGCGGCGGCGCCGCCCCUGUGUGGUGCGCGGAGCCGCCGCCGCCGCUCGCCGAGCUCUGCGUCUCUGAGGAUCCGAUCAAGGCCUCGGGCUCCACGAGCAACGAGACGGACUGCACGACCGCCACGGCCCACUCCAAAGGCGAGGCCGACAAGACGGACACAAAGGCCCGGAGGCUUGUCGAGACGGGCCUCGCCGGCGCGGGAGCUUUGCGGCUGGGGCGGGUCGCCUCGCUCGAGCCAUCCGCCGCACAAGUCCGCGUGGCCGCCGCCGCGCUGCUCGUCGGCAGGCUGAGCUGCGAUUUCGAGGGUGACACUUGCAUCUGGAACGACACCGCGCCGGACGGGUACACUUGGACGCGCACGAGCGGCGGCACGCCGUCGCCAGGCACAGGCCCGAGCGGCGACCACACCACUGGCUCGGGCUACUACAUCUUCACCGAGGCCACUGGAACGUACAACAAGCUGCACCGACUCGAGAGCCCGCGCUUCUCGCUCCAGCAGGACGCCACCCUCUCCUUCUUCUACCACAUGUACGACUCCCACAGCUCGGACAUGGGCACCCUCUCCGUCGAGACCUACAACAACGAGAUGGGCUGGUCGACGCUCUGGAGCAGGAAUGGCAACCAGGGCAAUAGCUGGCUCGACGCGGCGGUCAUCCUACCCGCCUCGACGACUCAGGUCCGCGCCGCGCUGGAGAUGGGCAAGCCGCUCGUGCUCGUCCACGAGGCAGACCCGGACAAGGGCGGAGGCACGCUCGCCGAGCUGCGAUCCGAGUGCCCCGAGGAGCUGCGGGCCGCCAUCUUUGACGCCGGCUGGCCGAUGGCGGUGUGGCAUCGGAUCGAGGCCUUCCAGCACGUCUCGCUCAAGGUCAUCGCCGAGGCGCUGCUGCUGAAGACGCCAAAGUUCGCGGGCGAGGACGAGCUGCCCCUGUGCAUCCCGGGCGAGGUCCGAGCCGUCGACCUCGCCCCUCCCAAGCCGGUGGUUCUCUGGGCCUCGACUUUGAACGCCGGGGCGCGAGAUCUCGCCGAUGCGGUCGCGGCGGCCGUGGCGGGCGGCGUCUCGAUCACCGACGCAACGCCCUCGCGCCUCUCCUCGCUGCCUAGCUCGAGCGUCGGCGACCGCGACGGCGACGAGGCGACGCACAUGCUGCUUUACCUGAACAGGGCGACGUGGGCCGGCGAUGGCGCCGAGGCGCUCGCAGAGCAGGUGCGCGCCGCGCGCCGCGCCAGGCUGCCGAUCGUCAUGGCGCACGAGAACGACGCCGCCUGCGGCGGCUGCAUCUUUGGGCACUUUUUCGAGGUGACGCCGCGCGACCUGAUCGCCGAUGGGCUGUACCACGACCUCGCCGUCGGUUGCCACUCGGGCCCGCACCGGCAGGUGUCGCUCGCCCUCCUCGCACAGGCGCUCGGCGCGACCAAGCAGACCGCUCAGUCGCGCGCGCGCCGCGCCACCGCCCUCGCUCUAGCGAUCCGCGACCCCUCUACACAAGCGGAGCCGACAAAUGGCGACGACGUUGUGGAAGCGUCAGCGACGCAGGACCGCCAGAUCGUCUGA
Emiliania huxleyi CCMP1516 is the source of this 2004-nucleotide messenger RNA. RefSeq lists its product as hypothetical. Gene Ontology annotation, cellular component: membrane. The record is from RefSeq and is a predicted model, not a curated record. The coding region runs from base 1 to 2004 and encodes 667 amino acids. The transcript has 4 exons. NCBI's taxonomy places the organism in Eukaryota, Haptophyta, Isochrysidales, Noelaerhabdaceae.